AUGAGGCGGAAGGUUUUGGUGAGCUUUGUAGCUUUGUUCUGUAUAAGUGGUCUCAUUUGUACAUUUUCACCGUCGUUCGAGCUCUGGCUGGCAGCAAGAGUUCUCUGGGGGGCUUCAACUAUGGGGCUACGAUCCAUUAAGAUCGUUACAAGCUUGGAGAUGAUCGGUAGUUCGUGGAGAGCGAUCAUUUGUGUAGGAUUUAUCGAGGGAGGCUGGACAGCUGGAUAUCUUACGCUUCCUCUAGUAUCCUGGCUGAUUCCCAAUGGAUUCUAUCUUCAGCUAAUUGUUGCGUUAUCAAUUCUUCCUGGUCUACCAUUGAUAUACUGUUUACAGGAGUCACCUAGAUGGCUGCUUGCUACUGGCAAGACCUUUGAAUGUCAGCAAUCACUGAAAAACAUUUUAAAAUUCAACAGAAAAGAUACUGUUGUUCCCAACCUUGCUCCUAAACAUAUUGAGGAAAAGAGAGCAAAAGCAAACUUUUGGGAUCUAUUCAAGAAACCAAUGAUUAGGCGAAAUACAAUUGUUAUUAGUUUAGCCUGGUUUUCACUAGGUAUGCUAUAUUUCGGCUUGUCCCUUCAUAUGCCUGAGUUUGAUGCGAAUAUAUACUUAAUAUUCUUCCUGGCCGGUCUAGUAGAGAUACCAGCAGAUAUUCUUCCAUUCAUUCUUCUAAACAGGUUUGGAAGACGAUGGACCCUUGUAUUCCACUAUAUACUGGGGGGUAUACUCUGUAUGUCAACUGCUGCUGUACCGCUAGGCGUGUAUACCUAUGAAUGGCCUAUUGUUGUGCUAGCAAUGUGCGGAAAGUAUGUGUCCCAGGUUUGUUGGGGUAUUGUGUAUUUGUACACAACUGAACUGUUCCCAACUGUUGUACGCUCUGUUGGUCUGUCUUUUGCUUGCUCUAUGGCCAGACUUGGUUCUAUGCUUGCACCGUUUAUAGCUUCCUUGGCCUACGUUGAUCCUAUUCUUCCAAUCUUUAUCUUUGGAGUUGUUACAUUCGUAGUUGGUGUCCAGGCAAUCAUACUUCCUGAGACAAAUAAGAAAAAACUACCUGACACUCUGGAGGAGGGAGAGCUCUUCUAUGUCGCAAACAAUCCCUUUAAGAGAUAUUGUCAAUAGUCGAACAGUCCCUUUAAAAGAUAUUUUUAAAUAGAUAGAUACUCAGUACCACAAUAACGAUCAUCCCUCACAACACAUAAUCAUAGUUUUAUUUGUUAAAUAGUUCAUAUUAUAUAGAAAAUUAAAAACUGUGAACAAAUUUAUUUGAACUGAUGUAACUUUAAAG
Eurytemora carolleeae is the source of this 1282-nucleotide messenger RNA. RefSeq names its product solute carrier family 22 member 8. The record is from RefSeq and is a predicted model, not a curated record. Gene Ontology annotation, biological process: transmembrane transport. The transcript has 14 exons. Gene Ontology annotation, cellular component: membrane. Lineage: Eukaryota; Metazoa; Arthropoda; Copepoda; Calanoida; Temoridae. Gene Ontology annotation, molecular function: transmembrane transporter activity. The coding region runs from base 1 to 1116 and encodes 371 amino acids.